AUGGCUGGCAAGGAAGCCCGAGAGGCAGCCCCCAAAUUUAUUUUGGGGGGGAACACGGGGAGUGUGGCAGAGUCAGGAAGCAGACCUGAGCCAACUCCCCAUGCUUACCGUGGCGAGCAUGGGACUGGUCAGGCCCCGUGCUAUGGGGUGAUGCGCACGGUACCAAGGCGGAGUAUUCACAGGUCGGUAUGCUCGGUGCCAGCGUACCGCAUUUGCCGGGAGGAAGCUGGCAUCCAGCCAGAACGGGUGGGGCCAGCUCUGCGCUCGAGACCACCAGUGUGCCUCCACAGCCCUGUGUAUCCGAUGCUUGGCCUGCAUCUCCAUAGCAACACUGGAGGAGAUAAAAUAUUUCAGGUGGCCCUGGACUUCUGGAGAGCAGGGCGAGACAGAGAUGGAGCUGAAGGAUUUGGAAACACCGCUCUCCUUGUCCAACAACAAAUCAAGUUACACGUGUCUAAUGUUAAGAUUAGUCCCUUCUGUGUUUAUAAUCCUGGAAUUAGAAAACAAGGCUUUUUAGACCUCAAAUACAAAAUUCAUUUUUUAUUCUGUCCAUCCUUGUUUCUUUUCCCUAACCCGUCACAUCUGAUGUGUGACAUGGUUGAGAUGGCUGCCAAGGGCCUGAAGCCCAACCAGGAAGUGGCUAACCAGUCGGCCAGAGAAAUGAUUUACUUCCCCAAAACAGAGAAGCUCUUCUCCGUAAAGGGCUGCAAGACCAUCAGCAGCAAGCUGGACCAAUGCACAGCGUUGCAGUUAGCAGCUGCGGAGUGAACGAUCUACGAAUCAUAAUGAGUAGUAAUUUAUGAUGAAAGGUGAUUUUGUAGGUCUGAUAAAUCGGUCUGUAGAUGCCGACGGCAAAGAAAAAGGGAACAUCUACCACCUACUCUUCUGUGGGGACUUUGGAUGACCCUCAGGUAUCUGGACAUCAACGGGCUUGCCUGCUGUCAGACUUUUCUGAGGAGUGCAGGGGACUUGUAUAGGCUGGCUUUCUCCCACCAUCCUUUUUCACAAGCAUUGCGCUUAAUCAGUUUUGAAGGACCCCCCCCCUUCUCAGAGCGCAGUCACAUAUGAAUCUUGUUGAGGCAAUAUGCAACCAAGAAAAACAAAUGACAACUAUUUGACAAACACUUUUAGUCACAGUCCAGAAUUUAGUUACCUUGUUGCAAAAUAUGCCUGAUGUUUUCUCCAUCAUAUGGUUUAACCACAGAUGUCUGUUAUUCCAUGCCAGCCCCAACUCUGGCUGUAUGUUACAGGCAGUCUGUAUAGAGGAGCGGUUUCCUGGACACAGAUUAAGCCUAUUCCUGGACUAUUAAACAAGGUCAAUGGAGAGUCUCCAUAAAUGCUUUAGUCCAGUACUAGGCUUAAUCUGUGUCUGGAAAAA
This is a messenger RNA of Oncorhynchus nerka (sockeye salmon), 1378 nucleotides long. RefSeq lists its product as uncharacterized. The transcript has 3 exons. Gene Ontology annotation, molecular function: ATP hydrolysis activity; kinesin binding; ATP binding. Gene Ontology annotation, cellular component: endoplasmic reticulum lumen; nuclear envelope. The record is from RefSeq and is a predicted model, not a curated record. NCBI's taxonomy places the organism in Eukaryota, Metazoa, Chordata, Actinopteri, Salmoniformes, Salmonidae. Gene Ontology annotation, biological process: nuclear membrane organization; protein localization to nucleus. The coding region runs from base 1 to 768 and encodes 255 amino acids.